GUUUAUAUAAAAUAUAUUUUUAGAAGUGAGUCUUAGAAACACAUUUAUAGAAAAACAUUUUCUUCAGAGGGUAAUGUUUUACUACCAUACUUACCAUACAAAAACAUAUAACAGGUCAGUAGCAUUAUUAACAACCCUCGCAGCCCUAGUGCAAGAACUGAAAUUGCAAAAUCAUUAAAAAUACAUGAAUGCAAAUGAGUUGUGUAAAAUUCGAUGAUCACCUAUCCCACCAUCAGAAUAUUUGUCAUCACCCGUAAGUGGUUUGGCAGCGAAAUAAAAUCCAGACAGAGAUCCACAUUAUAACAAUUAGGUAAUAAAAAAGACGGAACAUCAUCCCAAACAUGAUGAAAUUAAGCAUACACUUUGCAAUCAAUAUUUUUACCAGUCUCCUGUAUAAAGUUGCUACGAUGUCGACCAUAUACAGUAGUUCUGGUAUGUAUGUCCCCAAGCUUAUUGCACUGCAAUCAUUAUGAUAUUAAUUUCAUCGUUCCAUUUCUGAAUGCCUUUGGAAUUUCUGCUCAGAUUUUGCGUGCCUCGUUUUUUCAAUUAGACGUGAUUACAAUCUCUAGACAAAGUGAAAUGUAGCAUGACUUAACCGGAAGUAAAGGACAGAAGCCCAGUCUACCAAACAGUAUUGCAAAAUUGACAUCACACUGGAAAUGAACAGUUCUGAACAUAUUCAGUCAUGUUUACUGCCUAGCUUCGGUGUAUCUUAUGUUUUGGUAAUUGCUUACACGUUUAUGAUAUACCUGGUAUACAUGUACAUGUAUCGUUUACAUGUACAUGCGUUUAUCAUAAUAUUUUCUGCGGUUAAUUUCAUCAUACAUAGAAUAAGACGCAUAAAGGAACAGGGAAGUUUAGUUAGUAUAUCCAGUGUAUUUGGUUAUACGACUUAAAGUUUUAGUGCCCAGUAAAAUACAAACCUGGCGUAAAUGUCAGCUUCAUUAGUAACCGUCUUCACAGAUUUAUUGACUAUUCAAAGACAAUACAUCUUAAGUAUUUUAGUAUUUUACCUCAUAUUCUCUGAGCUUUAUUGGUAUUUUGUAGAACAUAUUACCAUCUUAUAUGUUGUUGACAAUGUCAUUAUCAUCACAAAAUUACUCUUGAGUUCUCAAUUAAGAAAGCAUGUAAGCAAUAUCGCCCACUUGGCUGUUUGACCUGUUCUUUGUCAAUAGAGUUUGGGUAAGAUAAGAAAACCUCUGUAGCUGUAAAAUUGAACUUAACGAAAGACACCUGGUCAUCCUAUGAACUUGAUAUGCAUCUGUGUUCACAAUACAUGUGGAUAAUGUACAUUUAAUGAAAGAGGAGAUUUUCUAUAUGUAAAUUCAAAUCAAUAAAACAUAUACAUGUACACGUGAUAAUGUAUCCCUCAUGUGCAUAUAUACACGGAUAUUGUUGUGCCAUGUAAUGUUUUCCAUUAAUGCGAAAAACGACUACAUGGUAAUACAGCGUUUGUUUUGAAUAGUUCUGCGAAAGAUGAGGGAAAGGGCGAACAUAAAAUGGGAGGGAAGUGUAAGAUAUACACGUAGUGGCGUACUUUGCGGAUAAUGACAUGUUGCACUUCCAAUCCCAAAAUUAAUGACUGUUAGAAAAAAUUAUGUUCAAUCUGUCGCAAUGUAUUUAUCAUACCAGUAACAGGAGUUGGUGUUAUGGCAGUGAGUAAAACGUAAUUGAUAUGUUGAUGUCCAGUUUUGGGGAUUUUCUAAAUGUAAUAAUAAUGUCCAUAAUUCAGGAGAGAGAGAGAGAGAGAGAGAGAGAGAGAGAGAGAGAGAGAGAGAGAGAGUCUGAUUCGUAUUAUUGCAUUUCUGACUUGUAGAUGCAUUUGUGCCGUUUCACUUCAACUUGUAGAUAGGUAACAAUAGAAUUCGUAUGGCGAUCUUCAUAAAGAUUAAAAGAUUUCCUUCUCUAUAUCUCGUCGAGUCUUUAUCUGCUAUACUGAAGGCGUGCUGCGAGCGCUGAAUCAUCAUGAUAUCUGGUCGAGUGAAUUUAUAAAAACACAACAAAUGCGAUAAAAUUUACCUCUCUGAUCAAUUCUCUUAUGUAACAUUUUGUAAAUAUCUUGAUAACUCAGAGUGACUGUUAUUUCGUCAAAGACAAUAAACGCAGCAAUUAUAAUUAGUUCGGGCACAUUGCAUCGACGACGUUAUGAUUUUGUUCCAUGAUUACGUUUGCAUGAAGCAACGACUACGAAACAUUGAAAAAAGAAAUGCAUUCAAUAAAUAACAAUUUAUCAAACGUAAGGGGCCUCAUAUUUCUUUUUGUAAAGCAAUUAUUGUCAGCAAAUCACAAAAUGUACCCCGCCUUCAGGAAGCGUAAACAUUCGAAGAGAUAUUAAUUUGGAAUCCAUAUCUAUUUUCAAACAAAUUCCACUUCAUCCAAUACAAUGUAAUAGAGUAUAUACGUUCCCAUGGCAACAUGGAAGAUGAACCUCUACUUUACUUGAUAGUCUGAUGGCGAUGGAGAGGUUAUCUGGGUUUUUUUAUGCUUCUGAAGCUCUAAAGAAAUUGUAGAAAAACAUCUGCUGUUAGUUCGACCUAUUUAAUUUUUUUUUUCGUUUCGUAAAAAAUGGCGCUUUGAAAACAUUACACAGAACACAAGGAUACCGAAGUUUGUGAAAAUAAAACAAUCCUGGAGAUUGGAAGAAAAGUGGAUAAGUUAACUUUUCGAUUCGAUAAUUUACAGAAAUCACAAGAAAGAACCCUGGAGAGUUUAUUUGUGAAAGGAGCCGCAUUAAUGCAUGCUGUCUGUUUUAUGUGCUAUACCUGUGUAGAGGGAUAUAUGGCACCAACUGAAAGGAUUUCGUUACGUUAAUAAUUUCAACUGAUAUAUGUAUACUAGGGGAACUGGGUCUCUAUAUUGAUUUCAGAUUGAAAUCGAUACUAACAGAUUGCUAAUUGCUAAAAUGAGGAAAUUCGUGUUCUACAUUGGAAUUAUAUGCUCCAACGUUUAGCUGAGAAAUAACCGUGUUUGGCAUGAUCAGCAGCUGACAUUUAGAUCAUUUGAUGACAGUGAGAAACGUGUAAUUAGUUAAAGAGGUCAUUUGUAAAUAUAAGGAAGGUACACUUUAUUUACAUUCAUGGCUACGUUAUUCCUGCUAAAAGUAUGAAAACUGACACAAGAGCAGUACUAUAUUCCAAGCACAUCCUCAAUCUUCAACACUUUGCUGAGGACAAUAAGAGAAAGGCUUUUCCAAUCGAUUUAUUUUGCACAUAAUGAAGAAAGCUUUUGUCCCGCUCAGAAGAAAUAUUAAUUCCAGUUCAAUUGAUCGCAGUUUCACAUUUCUUGUUGAAAUCUACAGGUUUUUGAUUUUGUUACUGAAUGCCGCCCUCCGGAGGUGUGACAUUUGUCAAUUACAAAGUUUGAUGACGUGGAUGCUGAGAUUGUUUUCAAAUUAGUAUGAAUGCGAUUCAUACUGAGAAGCAUUGACGAACUAAUUUCCAUGUGACAUGUCCUAACAUUCCUCUUGAAAUGCUUGAUGUACUGUUAUCUAUUCAUCUGAGGUUUUCGCACAUGUUCGCUUCUGCUCGCCCUUUUGAGAACUGUUGUUUAUAAUGUGACGAUGUGAUUGUCGCAAAAAAUUGAUUAUUGGUGUCUGAAGAGAACAGCCUUUAAACAAACUGCUUUUUGUUCGUCCCUACUCGUCCUGAACAUCCAAAAUGUUGUGGAGUCACGGACAUUUUUGGAUGGACAGUAUCAUUGGGUCUGUUGGUCGAGUAGCCAAUGUUAAGGUCCGGAAUGAUGAUGAUCUGGUAGACCGACUCAAUCAUUUCUACACCACUGGCAUUCUUAUCAUCUUUACCGUGGUGGUCAGUGCCCGCCAGUACGUCGGCGAUCCCAUCCGAUGCUGGUGUCCGGCAGAAUUUCCGGGUACUCAUGUGGACUACACAAACAAUAUAUGCUGGAUCUCAAAUACUUACUACAUACCGUUAGACGAGAUGGUACCGCCACAACACCAGCUACAUUUGCGGAAAGAAAAGGAGUUAAAUUACUAUCAGUGGGUUCCAGUUAUGCUACUUGUACAAGCGCUCUUAUUUUAUAUUCCAUGCAUAAUUUGGCGGAUUUUGAAUGGUCAAUCUGGAAUAAAUGUAGAUAGAAUCGUCAGUCUCGGAAGUAAUGCUCAGUUCGAAAGUCCAGAAAAUCGAGUUCGAACUAUAAAAUAUCUAGUCAAACAUGUUGAUAGAUGUCUUUCAAAUCAACGAGACACAAGAGGCACUUGCUGUGUGCAACUACGACAUGUUCUGUCUACAAAAUUAUCUAUAUUGUGUGGACGACGGUAUGGAAACUUUCUUGUGGCGACAUAUAUGCUAAUGAAAGUUCUUUACAUUGCCAACGCCAUUGGGCAGUUGUUUCUUCUCAAUGAGUUUCUAGGCACAGACUACAAUGUCUAUGGAUUCCAGGUAUUAGACGAAUUGGUUAGUGGAAAGGAGUGGUCUGGAUCUCACAGAUUUCCAAGAGUGACACUCUGCGAUUUCCAGAUCCGUCAGGUGACCAAUUUACAACAAUAUACAGUACAAUGUGUUCUGCCAAUCAAUCUCUUUAACGAAAAGAUAUACAUUUUCAUGUGGUUUUGGCUCGUGUUUGUUUGCAUAUUUUCGUGCUAUAGUUUAACUAAUUGGAUCUGGCACAUGGUGUUUCCAACGAUGAGGAUUCAGUAUGUGCGAAAAUUCUUGAAAUUGAUGGAUCGGUUAGGCACAGGACCGGACCGAAAACUUGCGGCUCGGUUUGUAAUGGAUUAUUUGAGACACGAUGGAGUAUUCACGUUAAGGUUAAUUGGGAAGAAUUCGAGUGACAUCGUGGUGGCGGAAAUCGUUGCAGAAUUAUGGGAUAUGUAUCGCAGCAAAAAAUGUAUCCAGAUUAGGACUAACAACCAAAACAUCGGACAUGAAACGGAAGAAGCGGAUGUCUGACUAGGCAACGGUAUAAUAUCACGUGGUUUGGAUGAAAAAGUGGAGAAGGACAUGGAUGACGUCACUCAAGUUUAAAAGGAGAUUUGUCUGAUUUCUAGUGUUACUGGAUAACCCAAACUCGCCAUCAAAUGUCGGAGCGACUUGCAUGGGAGUUCAGUGUAGGUUCAUGAGAUUCUACACUCUCUAGAAGUCUGAUUGCAGAAAAGGCGAUAUUUCAUUGCUCAAAUAAAAAAAUGCAUCGAGAAAAGGGAAUAAAUUCAAAAAGGUAUAUGACAAGGAUGUAUCUCCUGAAUGUUCUAAGACGCUGAAACACUUUUUAAUGAGUUGAAACCCGUUUUAUGAAAGGUUUUACGACUCAAACCAGUUUUAAAGAAGAAAUCCAUACAUAUAUCUAUAUAAAAUAUGUGAAAAUAUGGUUGUAUGGACUCAUUUUUAUCAUACCUUUAGAUUUACAUUGCCGUGAAUUUGCGUUUGAUGAACGUGCAGCAUUAGAUAAAAUCUAUGAAAGUAAUUAUGAUCCCAAGUCGUGAUACCUUUCGUUGUAUUGUUCUCUGAAGAUCAUGGACUUAACAUUUGGUAUUUAUUAAUGAAAAUAGAUCAUCAGAAUGAUUAAAUUUAUAAUACUAACACUAGUGAAAUCCACAGCCGACAUUUGCACACGUCUUCCCUAAAAUACACGAUGUAAGAGUUGCACCUUCUAUGCAUCUGUCGCGUUGCCUUUAGAAUACAUGACACUCAGGAAGACCAAGACGAAAUAUCCGCAAAGAAUCUCCUUACAAAACGGAGUGACUAUAACAAACGAUUUCUCGAGGACAUCAUUCCAACGUAGGGAAGAUUAGGUUUACACAGAAAAAAGGACAUUAUUAAUUUCACAUCGGAGGCGUGCCAAAAUCUUCAUGAAGGCCUUAAACUGAAAACUGAUUCUUAUGCAAUCAAAUUUUUAAGCAGAGUUAAAAGGAGCUCUGGGGAGAGUUGUUUGAAAUCCACCUAACGAUCAUAUGAAGCACAACAUCCAAAUUUGGAACCAAAUAUUACAAACUCUGAAGGUGCUAUACAUUUCUUUUUUCCAUUCUCAUCACGUGUUCUAGAAGUAUUUGUAAUGUUUUUAAUGUUAAAAAGCAGAGCUUUAUGUCAUUUCAUGUUCCAUGAAACAUUCUAUUGUGGAUUAUGUGAGAAUAUUUAUAGCCGAAUAUUGGCUCCUACUAGUUCAAUGAAUUGUAGAACUUUGCUUUAUUGUAUAAGGAAAUUGAUAUGGGAUAUUUUUUUAGACUGUCAAAGAAAUUUCGAAUUGUUUUUCUAAAAUAUUUGAACGUGUAAUAUUUGAAUAUUCUGAUUGGAUUUUGUCAUAAAAUAUUAUGGUUAUUUUUCAUACUUUGCCUUAUAAAUAUACACAAAAUAAACCUCUGCAUAACAAUUCUCGCAGCAGUAGAUUGUAUACGUGUUCUUUUAAGGUAUUAUGGAAACUUGCCAAAGCUUACCCUUUUGCACCGUUGAAAGCUGCAGUAUUUCUGCUUUUUUAGCAUAUUGUUUUCUGAAUAAUUUUAUGACGUAUAACGUUAUAAAAAGUCGUGUUAGUAAUUGAAGCUUUUAUGUUGUGUCAUUAUUUUAAAAAGGCUUAACUAAGUUUGGAUAUUUGUGAAAAUACAAGUAUCCAUUAAACUAAUUUUGCCGUGGAACCUGUCUAGUUAGACGACUCUAAAAUCAACAUACAUUCUUGUUUAUGCGUUAUGUUUUAUAUUGACCAUCAACACUGCUCGUAAGAUGGUUCUAUUUGUAAACAAAUGUUUGUAGUACAUUAGCAUAUUUUUGAUUUCCUAAUGAAGAUACUAGUAAAUCACACACGACUUUUAUUCCCGUGAAGUUCAUUCAGUCGAACAGUUAGGUUGCUUUAUUGUUGGGCAACGUGAUUGUUAUGCAAAGUGUUGUUUUGUUUUUAAAGUCUUAAACUCCUGUGAGAUGUUGUUCGUUAUAUACUCUGACCACAGAGACAAUAAUCUAAGUGAUAGUUAUAUAACUCAUAAUGCAUCGACGUCUUCGUCAUUAGAAAGUCAUCAAAUUGAAUAUGUCGAGAACAGAAAAAUAUCAUAGGUUCAAAGUAUUAACUUUUUGUGUGGAACAUACCUUACACUAAAACACUGUUUCAAUCUUGCAAUACAUAUACCUUUUGCAAAUAAUAAUAAACACGUCCGGUGAUAUAGGUCUUUGAGGAACAAUGACAUCUCAUCACAAUUAAUACAUGGUUUCCCUAAAGUGCAUGCGCAAAUUAAAAAACAAACCAACUGCUUAACAUUUUCAAAAUUACAGAACAAGUUUCAUGGAGAAAUUUAUAUAUUAGUUGUUAUACAUGUAUUUAACAACCAUAUUGUUAAGUAUGAUUAGUAUAUUUCUCUGUUGCAUAGAAUUGUUUGUUUAUUUAUUUUACGUCAUUUUCCUAUUUAUACCUGUUUGAAGCAGAAUGACCUUUCUUCUUUCGUUGUAUUGAGUGAUAAUAUAUUUGUUGCACAUUUGAUACUGUACAGAUUUCAUGAAUAAAUGAAAAUAAAUUAUUUUUUAAA
Messenger RNA from Ostrea edulis (European flat oyster), 7462 nucleotides. RefSeq names its product innexin unc-9-like. NCBI's taxonomy places the organism in Eukaryota, Metazoa, Mollusca, Bivalvia, Ostreida, Ostreidae. The coding region runs from base 3657 to 4907 and encodes 416 amino acids. The record is from RefSeq and is a predicted model, not a curated record. The transcript has 3 exons.